AUGGGCGCUUAUUUGAAUAAACCAGUCACUGAAAAGGAGUCUGAAGUUGGGGAAAACCAACGAGUUCGUUACGCAGCAAGUUGCAUGCAGGGAUGGAGGACGAAUCAGGAGGAUGCUCAUAACUGUAUCUUGGAUUUCACAGAAGAUUGUUCUUUGUUUGCUGUCUAUGAUGGUCAUGGAGGGAGUGAAGUCGCUCAAUACACAGCAAUGCAUUUGCCCAGUCUUCUCAAGAGCAAAGAGCCUUGGAAGUCAGGAGAAUUUGCUAAAGCAAUAGAUGAAGCGUUUCUAGAAUUCGAUGAUAUUUUACGGUUUGCAGGACUAGCAGGCGUUUAUAUUUCAUUUUUCAGAGUUCUGGAGACACAGACAGCAAUGUCCUCUGAUUCUGAACAGUCAUUUGAUGAGGAUUAUAAGGAGGAAGAUGAAGUCAUUAGCCAUAUUUUUUUAGGUGGAGAUACCCCCGGUGAAGAUUCUGGUACAACGGCAUGUUUGGUUCUUCUUUUUAAGGACAAAGUCGUCGUUGGCAAUGCCGGUGAUAGUCGAGCAGUACUUUGUCGUAAAGGUAAAGCAAUUGAUCUCUCAGUGGACCACAAACCGGAGGACGCCUCAGAAAAAAGGAGGAUAGAGGCAGCGGGGGGAGAGAUAAGUGGUGAUGGGCGUGUUAACGGUGGCCUCAAUCUCUCAAGUAAUUUGCCUCUCAAGGACCAAAUGAUCUCCGCUCAGCCAGAUGUCACUGAGCAUAACAUUGAACCAGAUGACCAGUUCGUUGUUGUUGCCUGCGAUGGAAUUUGGAACUCUUUAUCAAGUCAGGAAGUAGUAGAUUUUGUUCGUACUAGGUUGGCUACCGGUUUGUCUCUGAAAGAUAUUUGCGAGAAAAUGUGUGAUGAAUGUUUAUCUCCUAAUACAGCAGGCGAUGGGACGGGUUGCGACAAUAUGACAGUUAUUAUCGCUGAAUUGAUUCAUGUUUGA
Molecule: messenger RNA, 966 nt
Organism: Enterobius vermicularis (human pinworm)
Lineage: Eukaryota; Metazoa; Nematoda; Chromadorea; Rhabditida; Oxyuridae
Source: the annotation of a GenBank genome assembly